Messenger RNA from Zingiber officinale, 563 nucleotides. RefSeq lists its product as uncharacterized. Lineage: Eukaryota; Viridiplantae; Streptophyta; Magnoliopsida; Zingiberales; Zingiberaceae. The transcript has a single exon. The record is from RefSeq and is a predicted model, not a curated record. The coding region runs from base 73 to 522 and encodes 149 amino acids.
ACAUCCCCAAGCCAACCCACGCCAUCCUUUCUCUAUCUUUUCCCUCCUUGGCUUCUCCGCGCAUCGUGAGGCAUGGCCGCGCUACAGCCAGAAGCUGCUCGCUCACUCCAAUCCUCGCCUCCGGCCGCACCUCGUCCGCCAGAGGAGCCUAAGGACGGUAAAAACGACUAUCCCUUCUUCUCUUGGCUCUCCCUCGCCGCCUUCGCCUUCUUGACCUUCAACACCGCCAUCGCGGUGCGUAGGUCCAUCGACGACCCCGGGGCCCUCGCCUUCACCAUCGCGUCCUACGUCGACCUCCUCUGCUUGUUCUGGUGCCUGAGGAGAUUCGAGGGGGCCAACGAGCGGGACAAAGGAUUGCUAAAAGUGGCUGUCUGGCUGCUGGCCUCGCUGCUCACCGGAAUGUUCAGUUAUAAGGCGGCGGCGGUGGAGCCGUGGCCUGUGGCGGCGAUCUUGUGGGGUGUGAACUGUGUGACCACCAUGGGAGGCUUUUAUGUCGUCUUCAUAAUGCAUAGGGAAAAUUAGAUAUCUUUUGUUUUUUUCUAAUUUAUCAGUUAUAAUUUUGA